Phaethon lepturus (White-tailed tropicbird) is the source of this 2205-nucleotide messenger RNA. RefSeq names its product ELMO/CED-12 domain containing 1 (gene ELMOD1). Lineage: Eukaryota; Metazoa; Chordata; Aves; Phaethontiformes; Phaethontidae. The record is from RefSeq and is a predicted model, not a curated record. The transcript is spliced from 10 exons. Bases 1 to 987 code for a protein of 328 amino acids. Gene Ontology annotation, molecular function: GTPase activator activity.
AUGUUUGUCCAGGUAUGCCUGUACUUCUACUGCAAAUGCUUGUGGCGCUGCCUGAAAUUCGUGGUCAGGAAACUAACAGGUCGAUGUGAAUUACAAAGGAUCUGUUACAAUACCAAGCCUGGAGCUGCCAGGACUAUGAAAAUAGAGGCAUCACUGAAAGGUUCAAAAAGUAAGCGGCUGCAAACUUCAGUAAGUGUUCACCCUGAUGCUAUUGAAAAAACUAUAGAUGACAUCAUGGAGCUGAAAAGGAUUAAUUCAGAUGUAAAUCCACAGUUGGGAGUAUCUCUUCAGGCGUGCCUACUGCAGAUUGUGGGGUACAGAAACCUGAUUGCAGAGGUUGAAAAGCUGCGCAGAGAACAGUAUGAUUCGGAGAAUCCGCAACAUGAGGAAAUGCUUCUCAAGUUGUGGAAGUGCUUGAAGCCCAGCUCGCCACUGAAAGCUCGGAUUUCGAAGCAGUGGUGUGAAAUUGGUUUCCAAGGUGACGAUCCUAAAACUGACUUUAGAGGGAUGGGUCUCCUGGGCUUAUAUAACUUGGUGUAUUUUGCUGAAUGGGACACUGAGGUAGCUCAGCAAGUUCUCUCUGAUUCUCUUCAGCCUAAAUACAGGGAAGUCACUAAGAAGGAAAUAAGCCAAUUCAGUAAAGCCGAAUGGGAGAAGAAAAAGUUUGACAAGGCAAUUGGCUAUUCUUUUGCCAUUGUGGGCAUUAACAUAACAGAUCUCGCAUACAACCUGCUUGUGAGUGGAGCUCUGAAGACCCAUUUCUACAACGUUGCUCCAGAAGCUCCAACACUAACUCACUUUCAGCAGACGUUCUGCUACUUAAUGCAUGAAUUCCACAAAUUCUGGAUUGAAGAGGAUCCACUGGACAUAAUGGAGUUCAAUCGUGUCAGAGAGAAAUUCCACAAGCAAAUCUUGAAACAGCUUCAGAAUCCAGAGAUGGCUCUGUGCCCUCAUUUUGCUGCGUCAGAAAAUUUAAUCAAUAUGUAGUUACUCACUUGAUUUUUAUUUGGAAACACUGCCUCACUCUUGUGUUAGAUCACUAGCUAGACCAUCACUAGCAUACUGAAUGACCAUGGCGAUUGUAUGCAUGUUUUUGGUGCAGUAUUCAUCUAUUUUUGUCACACGUAGUAGAUCCCCUUAGGCUUCUCAUGCUGGGGAUUGCUCAUUGGAAAUGGGUGCUCAUAUUGCGGCAUUAUGCAGUGUUACGUUCUGAAUUGAUGUCCAUGUAUCAGAGUUUUUCUAUUUUUUUAGACUUUCCUCAUAAUUCAGCAUUGACAAUUGAAUUGUAUUUCUCUAGCUGUGUUUUUGUAUAUGUGGAAUAAGUAGCUGGAUCUUGUAUCGUGAAAGCUUUUUAACUUCUUGGUGUGUUUUAAGAUAACUACUGGCAUUUCAAGCAAAAUAUAUGUUUGGACCUCAUCUAGAAAAUAAUGUGUGUAAUUUAAUCUGAUGCAGGCAAACAUAUUAAAGUCCAGUUAUCUCCAUGCGGCCAUAUAUGCUUAAUGCAGAACUAAUGAGGCUUAUGAGCUACAAGUUUCAGUGAGAAAAGUUUAUGCAGAAUUACAAUGAGACUCCACAGCUGCAUGAAUACCAAAUGGUCUGGUGAUGCUAAUACAGUCACAGGUGAACUGCAAACACACUCACAACUACUGGAUAUUGGCAGGGGCCAAAAAUUACAUCAUCAGGCUGUUGUCACCACCACCACCAUGCUGAAGCAUGGUCUAAAUUCCUGCACAUUCCUUUAAUUAUAUGGGGAUUAGUAUUCUGUGUCACGUGUUGGCAGGCAAUGUGAUUUGGUCAUGUUGUGCUUGGUGAAUUCAGGGGAGCAAAAAAAAAAUUUUUUUUUGAACUACUGAAAAUGUUGCUUUGGUUGUCAAUUCAGUUCCUAAGAUCUGGGGCAAUAAUUCAUUAGAAGGUUUAGAGCAAAACCAACUUGAGUUUCCCAGACUACUUAUAAAAAAAUUUAAAAUGGCAAACUGCCUUUUUUUCUAAAAACAUAAAUGAGUAAAAGUGUCUGACACUAAGCUUGUGUAGUAUAUUGAACAGCAUCUACCAUGGCAUUUCAUACCCAUGGUAUUUUUUACCUUCUAAGCAAUCAAUUUUAGUAUUACAUGUUUGUGUAAAUCACUUGCAUAUGGAGAUUAAACUUGAGUAGUGUCCAGCUACUUGUGAAUUAUACAAAUAAAUUAUAUGUCAUUCUAAACUGAA